GUCUGAUGAGGCAUUCCUGGGAUGUCUCCAAGCAACCAGAACCUGACGCAACCUCCCCGCCCCUCCUCCGGUAGAUCUCUGCUCAAAAACAAGUGGACCGAGGAGCAGCGGAGGGGAUAACAACAGAGGUGGCCCUCACUGAUGUGUAUGCUCGUACUGAGGGUGCCAGACAACAAGUUGGACUUCAGCAGGGAAAUUCCGAUAAGCUCUGAAGAGUAUCUGCUUCCAAAACACCAAAGGGCAAAUCAAAUCAGUUUGAAAAUUUACUGCACUGACAAGAACAGAGACACAGGAAGGACAAAAAGCAAUGUCCUUCAGUAACAACAAAAGAGACUGCCAAUGAAGAACAUUUAUCAUUAUUUUCCUUUACGUUGACACACUUUUGAGGAGCUUUUUGUAGUCAGGGAUGGAAGCACGCUCAGCUCCUCCUCAGAUCACGGUGGACGGUGCUAGUGUCCUGGAGGAAGCAGAAUGUGAAGAAGAUGUGGAUUUGCCUACAGAUGACCAUCUCAUGACCUUGAAGGCCUUGACAGAGAAAUUAAGACUUGAGACCAGGAGACCUUCUUACCUGGAAUGGAAAGCCCAGCUGGAGGCAGAGAGCGUCAGAGAGUCGGGAACUAGAAAAGGCCCGAUCCAAGUAGAGCCUGAAGGGAAGCGAAGAGACACACUCGAAGAGACUGUAGCAAAAUCUGAUGUGAGUCGGUGCAAGCUGCCAUCAGGUGUUUUGAAGGGAUUUGGAAAUAUCGACGAGGCUCUCAGUUGGCUCAGGAGAGAGCUGACAGACAUGCGCUUACAGGACCAGCAGUUGGCGAGGCAGCUCAUGCGGCUUCGAAGCGACAUCAACAAGCUGAAGAUCGAGCAGACGUGUCACCUGCAUCGCCGGAUGCUUAAUGAUGCCACCUUUGGCCUUGAGGAGCGGGACGAGCUGUCUGACCUGCUGUGUGAAUGCCCCGUCACCCCAGGCCUUGGCCUCUCUGCCCCACUGCGACUCAUCGGCGUCACCAAGAUGAACAUUAACUCUCGCAGAUUCUCACUCUGCUAGUGGCAGUGAUAGAACUUCAGUCAGGGAGUUGUGGAUAAAUACAGCCUGUCUUAUACUAUCUUUACUCCACUGCAAAACACCAGAUUGUGGUGAAAUCCUUUGUGCAUUUAGGACUCGACCACAACGUUGUGAGGAUCAAACUAGACAUAAACCCUGUUUUACAGUUCCUAUAAUGAAAGAGAGAGAUUUAGGUAAUGUAUAUUAUUUAGCUAGAAUAGUUUAGUAAGUACAUAUAUAGUGUUUUUGCCACUAAACUGUACACGGCAGCUAUACUGUACACAGCAACAUCUCUGUCUUAAAACCACAGCAGAUUUUAGACCUGCAGGCUAUCAUGACGUGAAACAGAAUAUUUGCAGUUUUUAAACUAAAGAAAGGCAAUCUCAAGUUUAUUCCUGUCCACUUCUAAGCCAAUGAUUUGGUUGUUUCCUGGGACUUAAGCGCUUUCUAUCUACAAGCCUAGAUUUAUCAAGCACAUAUAACUAUUUGAAUACAUUUUUAGUGCAUACAGUCCUCUCUAUGAUGCUAUCAGUGGAGAUAAGAAACUUAAUCUCUUGGUUCCAUGUCCUGGAUCUUGAUCUAAACAUUUUGUGCUUUUAAAAAGAUGCCUUAUUAUUGAUACAAAAUGUACAAUUUAAAUCCAAUGCAUAUUUUAGUUAACGAGUAGUAGUAUAAAUUUAGAAAACAAUGCUGUUUUGUAGAAUAUGGUUUUGUAGAAUAUGGUUGAAAUUAUAUUUUAUUUGUAAUGAUUGUGAAAUUGCACUAGUUGGUAUGAUGGUUUCCAGUCCUCUGUUUUCUUCUUUUAAGUAAGGAUGUCUUGAACAGUCUUGCCUUUUUUUAUGCUCUAAUUGUUGAGCUCCAGCCAGGAAGUAACCAUUUAAGAGGGCAUUGUCUGUUUGGAACAAGAACGCAGCUCAGUUUUGUGGAUAAACAUUGAAUUAUAACUCAUCUAGAUAUCUGUGUGUACCAAAUCACAUGGAUACGGGCCAUCUUGUUAUGUCGGCAGUUAUAAUGGGAUAUAUAAUUGGAAGUAACCUUUUAUAACUCAUCCUCCAAACAAGAAAUUGAGGUCGUGAAGGUUUGCAUUUGAACUGUGGGAGUAUGAAAUUUGAGCCAAGUAUAGUCAUUGUGCAGUUGCAGGGUUUGAGAUACCAUUCGUUGUGGCCCAGAUAUACUAUAAAUCACAGAUUUAAAGCUCUCACACACUGACAUACACAUCUAAUUUGGUGACCACAGGAGUGAACACUGGACACUGAAAUGACAAGAUUAACAAUGUUGUCCACUCCUAAUGUCCCAACAUUAUGAUAUUAUGUUUCUGUACUAACACAAUACUUGCCCCCCCCCCCCUCCCCUGACCACCCCAAAGCAGUGAGGCACAAUGCCACUUACCACCUGGCAAGAAAACUGCUACUGCUACAGUAUGUCAACUUGAUCUUGUGUUACUAAGCCUCUAAUCGAAUGGAAAAUACUUUAAAACUGGUUCAGUAAAACAUGAUAUCUUAAAUGGUUCGUUGUAAGUGCUAGUAGUAUGUUUUCACGAAUGUACUGGAAAUAAAUAAUCCACCAA
Molecule: messenger RNA, 2606 nt
Organism: Thunnus maccoyii (southern bluefin tuna)
Lineage: Eukaryota; Metazoa; Chordata; Actinopteri; Scombriformes; Scombridae
Gene: fam167ab
Product: family with sequence similarity 167 member Ab
Exons: 3
Coding region: 407-1042 (211 amino acids)
Source: RefSeq, a predicted model, not a curated record